Messenger RNA from Mus musculus (house mouse), 1514 nucleotides. It is a transcript of the gene Cd3e, whose product is annotated as CD3 antigen, epsilon polypeptide. Gene Ontology annotation, biological process: cell surface receptor signaling pathway; regulation of signal transduction; positive regulation of gene expression. Gene Ontology annotation, molecular function: protein-macromolecule adaptor activity; identical protein binding; MHC class II receptor activity. Lineage: Eukaryota; Metazoa; Chordata; Mammalia; Rodentia; Muridae. The record is from RefSeq and is a predicted model, not a curated record. The transcript has 8 exons. Gene Ontology annotation, cellular component: plasma membrane; external side of plasma membrane; membrane. Bases 149 to 718 code for a protein of 189 amino acids.
GACGUGGAGCAGGCGGGCCCUGAGUCCCCUCUACACUUCCUGUGUGGGGUUCAGACACCUGCCUCCCCUGUCUGCGUCUGGUGCCUUCUUCAGAAAUGUAAUGAGCUGGCUGCGUCCGCCAUCUUGGUAGAGAGAGCAUUCUGAGAGGAUGCGGUGGAACACUUUCUGGGGCAUCCUGUGCCUCAGCCUCCUAGCUGUUGGCACUUGCCAGGACGAUGCCGAGAACAUUGAAUACAAAGUCUCCAUCUCAGGAACCAGUGUAGAGUUGACGUGCCCUCUAGACAGUGACGAGAACUUAAAAUGGGAAAAAAAUGGCCAAGAGCUGCCUCAGAAGCAUGAUAAGCACCUGGUGCUCCAGGAUUUCUCGGAAGUCGAGGACAGUGGCUACUACGUCUGCUACACACCAGCCUCAAAUAAAAACACGUACUUGUACCUGAAAGCUCGAGUGUGUGAGUACUGUGUGGAGGUGGACCUGACAGCAGUAGCCAUAAUCAUCAUUGUUGACAUCUGUAUCACUCUGGGCUUGCUGAUGGUCAUUUAUUACUGGAGCAAGAAUAGGAAGGCCAAGGCCAAGCCUGUGACCCGAGGAACCGGUGCUGGUAGCAGGCCCAGAGGGCAAAACAAGGAGCGGCCACCACCUGUUCCCAACCCAGACUAUGAGCCCAUCCGCAAAGGCCAGCGGGACCUGUAUUCUGGCCUGAAUCAGAGAGCAGUCUGACAGAUAGGAGAGACAUCGCCUUCUGUGGACCCAGAUCCAGCCCUCCGAGCACCCUGCUACUCCUUGUUCUCUGGACAGACUGCAGACUCCACAGCUUGCUCUUCAGCCUCCUGGUGAACACGUGUCCUAGAACCUUGCUCUCCUGCCUCCUCUGCUAGUAGCCAGUGCUGGGACAUUGCUGACUCAACAGCCUUUGAAAGAAUCAGGCUGCUCAGAUUGUCUGCCAGCCACCUUGUGGGGAUACUUUUUUCAGCCGCCCUGCUGCCAGCUCCCCGCUGCCUCACCAGUGUCCUCUCUGCCUCAGUUCCUUUCCUCUCCUAAUUGGCCCUCAUAGCUAAGCCCUUUCCUACAGCUUUCUGUUUUUUCUUUUUCUUUCUUUUUAGGUUUUCUUUCUUUUCUUUUUUAUUCCUUUUUAUUUAAUCUUUUUUUUUUAAACACUCCAGAUUUUAUUCCCUUCCCGGCCCAUCCUCCGACUGUUACACACCCCAUACCUCCUCCCUGCCCCCUUGUCUCUACGAGAAUGUCCCCCACCCCCAUCCCCCACCUGCUUUCUGGUUUUUGGUUUUUGGUUUGUUUUUUUUUUUUAAACUCUGUGUUUUACACUCUUCUCUGGGAUGGAUUCUGUAAUCAUUGGCACAGGUCCUGCCCCAUUUAUAGAUCCUGGCCCAGCCCCUGCCACAGGUGCCUCUCCAGAUUUCCCCUUAGAUCCUCGGAUGGUCAUCUCCAUCUCCAUGAAUACACCAGCCCCCUCUCUGCUAAUGCAAAAGGCAAUAAAGUGUAUUGGCUGGGAAAGCUA